Molecule: messenger RNA, 3297 nt
Organism: Gasterosteus aculeatus aculeatus (three-spined stickleback)
Lineage: Eukaryota; Metazoa; Chordata; Actinopteri; Perciformes; Gasterosteidae
Gene: cs
Product: citrate synthase
Biological process (GO): carbohydrate metabolic process; tricarboxylic acid cycle; citrate metabolic process
Cellular component (GO): mitochondrial matrix
Source: RefSeq, a predicted model, not a curated record
AUCCCUCUUCAACCUUCUGCUUUCUGGAGGGGCACCUUCAACCAGCUCCGUGGUGCACUGGCAGCGGCUUCCUUAGUUUUAAAGAACGAUUGGAAAUAACUAAUUGACACAGACACAAUGUCUUUUCUCACUGUCAGCAGGUUAGGCCCUAAACUCCUCAAUGCAAAGAAUGCCACCAACUUCCUUGUGGCUGCCAGAAAUGCCAGCGCAUCAACAACUAAUCUGAAGGAUGUUCUAGCAGACCUCAUCCCUAAGGAACAGACAAGGAUCAAAAACUUUAAACAACAAUAUGGCAAAACCAACAUAGGACAGAUUUCAGUUGACAUGAUCUAUGGAGGUAUGAGGGGGAUGAAGGGUCUGGUGUACGAGACCUCUGUGUUGGAUCCUGAUGAGGGCAUCCGUUUCCGGGGCUACAGCAUUCCAGAGUGCCAGGGGCUGCUGCCUAAAGCUCCAGGAGGCGAGGAGCCGCUGCCCGAAGGCCUCUUCUGGCUGCUGGUCACAGGACAGGUGCCCACCGAGGAGCAGGUGACCUGGGUGUCCAAAGAGUGGGCGAAGAGAGCAGCACUUCCCUCUCACGUCGUCACCAUGCUGGAUAACUUCCCCACCAACCUGCACCCCAUGUCGCAGUUCAGUGCCGCAAUCACAGCUCUGAACAGCGAGAGCAGCUUUGCGCGGGCCUACUCUGAGGGAGUCCACAAGUCCAAGUACUGGGAGUUUGCUUAUGAAGAUUCCAUGGACUUGAUUGCCAAGCUGCCCUGCAUUGCUGCCAAGAUCUACCGCAACCUGUACCGCGAAGGCAGCAGCAUCGGAGCCAUCGACUCAAACCUGGACUGGUCCCACAACUUUAGCAACAUGCUGGGCUACAGCGAUGCCCAGUUCACUGAGCUAAUGCGGCUCUACCUCACCAUCCACAGUGACCACGAAGGAGGCAACGUCAGCGCACACACCAGCCACCUGGUGGGCAGCGCUCUGUCCGACCCCUAUCUGUCCUUCAGCGCCGCCAUGAACGGUCUGGCUGGUCCUCUGCACGGCCUCGCUAAUCAGGAGGUGCUGGUGUGGCUGACAGCCCUGCAGAAAGAGUUGGGUGGAGAGGUGUCCGAUGAGAAGAUGAGGGAUUACAUCUGGAACACCCUGAAGUCUGGAAGGGUUGUGCCGGGUUACGGCCAUGCCGUCCUGAGGAAGACCGACCCCCGUUACACCUGUCAGCGCGAGUUUGCCCUGAAGCACUUGCCCAGCGACCCCAUGUUCAAGAUGGUUGCCCAGCUCUAUAAGAUCGUGCCCAACGUGCUGCUGGAGCAGGGCAAGGCCAAGAACCCCUGGCCCAAUGUAGACGCCCACAGCGGAGUGCUGCUGCAGUACUACGGGAUGAGCGAGAUGAAUUACUACACUGUGCUGUUCGGCGUGUCCCGGGCCCUCGGCGUGCUGGCCCAGCUGGUGUGGAGUAGAGCCCUGGGCUUCCCCUUGGAGCGCCCCAAGUCCAUGAGCACAGAUGGACUGAUGACACUGGUGGGAGCCAAGUCAGGCUGAAGGAGCACCUGAAAAGAGCCGGGGGUCAGUGUGGGAGGAAGGGGGCAACAUCAAAAGGCAGACAUAAGUGGUUCACCCCCCACCCCCACCCCCUCACACACACCACUACCCCCCCUGUCAUUUCCAACCCCAGGGAUUCAAUGGGUUUCAAAGAGACAGUACGCUUUUAAUGUAAUUUCACACAAGAAGGGCCUUGUUUUUUUUAACCGUCUCACCAUUUAGUGUUUAAAUGUGUUUAGUUAAAAAGACGGUUUGUCCCUUUUAAGGUCUCCAAAACUCGCGAGUGUAACCCAAUGCUAGGCUCGAAACUAUGUCCCAUUAUACGUCUGCUAGCAUUCCCCUGUGAACUGCCUGUGUGUGUCACUGGGCGCUGGGUCUGAACUAUGACUAGGCAGUGGCAUUCAAAGGGAAUUGUGGAGGUCAUCAACACUUCCUUUUGCGUUUGUUUAAAGAUCUAAAGUUAAGUACCUAACUCGACCUUUUGCCGCUUUUGGCAAAUGCAGUGACUUUUUUUUAGAAGAUAUCCUAAAGCUAAAGACCCUCUUCCUGCAAUACAGGCGCCCCACCUAGUUUCCUCUAUGCAAUGUUCCCAGAUGUCAUCCAUGUGUUUCACUCCCAUUUAUGAACACUCCAGUUGACAAAUUAAGGUCCCCAGCAAUAAAAUGACCACGCUGUUAAAGAGAGAUAUAAGAUUGUGAAAAUCUGUUAAAAGAUACUGCCCCUUUAAAUCGUUGAUCCCUCCUUUUUCUCCAACUUGUAGUUAUGUUUCUUUUACUAGCGACCUGUAUUGGCUCUAUGAUCAAAAUAACUGUCGUCUAUAUAUAAAUGAUUAUUCUUUGUUAAUAUGCUUUCCUGUUUUUAAUGUUUCUCUACUCAAAAGGUCUUCUGAAUGGUAGAGAAUAAAGAAUGUACAGUAAAGAUUUGUGCAAAGGGUGUUCUAUUUGGCAGCCUGUGAUAAAUCCUUAAGAGCAAGCUUGAAUAUGUAAGUGGGAGGGGGCUUUACAUUUGUAAAGAUCCUGUCUUAUUUGAGUGUAUGUUUGACUUUAUCCCCACAGGAGAGCGCUUUAAACAUCAACUACUCCAAAAUGAGCACUUUCUUGAUUAGAUUUCCUAAUUUUUAGUUGUAGAGACCCGCCCCACAGGUUGAUUGUGUCCCUUUUUACAGAGUUUCUUUGGUGUUGAAAAUGUAUAAAGCGAUAAUCUUUGGAUCUGAUCUUGUGGUUUUAUUUAUACGUUGUGUACAUAGGUAUAUAUAUAAAUAGCUUGAAUGUAUGAGCUCUGUGUGACCACUUGCUUGUUAUUACCACAAUGAUUACCAACAAUGUAGUAUCCGGUCUCACAUUGUGAUCAUGAACAAAGGAAAACUGCAGCUAUCUUGUACAUACAUGAUCUCUUGCUUUGCUCUGUGGGCUUAGUUGGUGCUGUUUCUCCAGGCGUCUCACUUGCAUAGUUCAAGCUUGCUCUCAGGUUCUGGGUUUGCCAACACUCCAUUUCUGUGUAGUUUAAGUUAUUCCAGCCCACUUCCGCCCCCGCCCCCCCUCCACACACACAGUACUUCACACGUAGGAAUCUCUGCUUCCAUCUUAUUUCAGGCAUGUUUGUUUUUGUUGUGUUGUUCAGCAGACAAGGUUAUUUUGAUCAUAGAGAACUGGUUGUAUGAUAACUGGGGUUAUUUGUCGCAGGUGGAUCAGAGAAACACUUUGGGGUUGGAUGUGUCAUAAGGGCAAGAUAAACAUGAGGAAAACUCAAUAAAAAACGUUUUUAUUAACA